Rubroshorea leprosula is the source of this 574-nucleotide messenger RNA. The record is from the annotation of a GenBank genome assembly. Lineage: Eukaryota; Viridiplantae; Streptophyta; Magnoliopsida; Malvales; Dipterocarpaceae.
AAAAAGAAUUGUUCCUCUCAUAAUGGAAGUGUUAAAAAGGCAAAAGAAGAAGAACCUCGAUGAAAAUUUGGAGCAGUGGCCUCAUCUGAACGAACUGCUUCAGUGCUACACCAGUGACUGGGUGAAAGAUGAGAGCAAGUAUGAGCAUUAUGAAAGUGUCAGUCCUCCUCACUUUAACGAUCAAAUAUUUGAGGGGCCUGAUACUGAUAUGGAGACUGAAAUGAACCUUGCAAAUGCAAGGCGAACCAAGGGUGAAGAUGCUACUGAUGAUGACACCCCAAGUACCUCUGAACGACAAUUUGCAGACUCUCAUGUUUCUCAGGUUUUGCUCUUUACUUUUUUAGCUGGCUAAACCAUACUGAUCCAUCUGAAGUAGUAUAAUUGGGAAUAUCUCCAGAUUGAAACUCUUUAUCAUCCGGAAUCAACUAUCAAAACAAAAACCAUUAUCAAUAGAGAUGCAGAAUACAUAUAUGGCAUAAUCAGUUAAUCACAUGUCAAGGACAUAAAGUACGAACAACUAAAAGACUCCCAAUUUUGUAAUCCAUCCUGCAAAAAAUGAAUACUGGAACAUUUU